AUCGAGUAGAUUUUUUAAAUAUUCUCGUAUAAAAUUUUAGUAUAGCAAAGGAGGAAUAUCGUGGAGCUCCUGUUGUCAAUUUUGAAUCAUUCCAAACAAUGUAUCGAAGCAUUUACUCCCAUGUGGGAAAUCGAACUAGUAUAAUCGAGGUUAGACCAUCGACUUCAAGGGAUAUCGAUAUUAGUGACCAUGGACUACGACACCAAACGAUUCGGAGUACACAUGCUUUCAUUUUGUCCCGAUGUAGUAACAAAGUCAAUUAUUAAUCAGUUAAUUUACAAUUCAUUGAAUAAAGAUGCAGACGCUUCAUUGAAACGAUUUUCAAGAUAAGUAACGUUUUUUGAAUAAUUUGUACUCGUAACAACAGAAAGUAACCUAUAAAACAGUGGGGCCGAGAUCUUCGUCGGCAAAAUAAGACAGUCAGAGUCGAAACAUCGUUAUUUAUGUUCGACUGGUGACAGAGCUACUAAAACGGUGGAGCCAAGUGAAGGAGAAGCUGACGAUGUAUACGGUGCAAUUCUCUGGUUUCUUACUGAAGCGGUUUAAUACAAAUUACGUUCAAAACGGUACUAGGUUAGCAUCUCCUUUUCGACAUUACGGGAACUAUGGAAAAUUCCAUGAACAUCGUAAGAAGAUAAGUAUCUGGCUGAAAGAACACAGUGGCCGAGUCGCCGAAGCUUGCGUAAAACAGUUUGAAUUUAUUGCUGCGCAACGUAUACGAAGAAGCUUGCAAAUAUUUCAUUUGUACACACGAAUAUGGGACAAAGUGGCGCUCAGAAAUUUCAUGACAUCCUGGAGGAAUCGCGCUUUAAGAAACAGCAGACACUACCUAAUGAGCACUAUUGGUGUAACGGUGUAUAACUGGGACCGCGAAAGAAUAAGUGAACAGGAAUUGAAUAGUUAUAAGCAGGAAAUCGAGGGAAUUUACAAGUUGAAAGACACUACUGUCGUAUGUUCGCACUGUGGACUCAGGAUCGUAAUAGACGUUCAACAACCAGGUGUAAAAUAUUGUAUGUGUCGCGAUAACAAGUGUAAUGCGUCUUCCAAUCAAGAUUUGGACGGAUGGAGACCGUACAUCGAGCGAGAGGAUAUGCUUGUAUGGAGAAGAGAGGAACCAAAUUCUGGGGGACUGUUCGCGUACAAGGUAUACGGCUCGUUCGCAGACGUGACUGCCGAAGACUUUCUACAAGCGCAAAUAGAUGUCGACUACAGAAAGAAGUGGGAUCCCACAGCCCGCGAAUUGCGAAUCAUAGACACAGAUCCAAUAUGUAAAACAACAGCCAACGAUCAUACCGACGUUGUGUAUUGGGAAACAAUAUGGCCUAGAUUAUUCGCUAACAGAGAUUACGUGUAUCAACGGAAAUGGGUCGUGGAUACAGAGAGACGAUUAAUAAUCAUCAUUAGUAAGGGAACGGAACAUCCAAGUGCGCCAACGAAACCGGGAGUAUACAGAGUCGCAACCUAUUGGUCGUACAUGGUGAUAAGGCCUUAUACAGAAUUCCACCAACCCGGCAUUGAAUUUGGGUUGACCUACUUUGACAAUCCUGGUGUAAAUAUUCCAUCCGCGAUCACCGCGUGGGUUGCGAUGACAGGGUUGCCAGACUUUUUAAUUCGAAUGAGGGAAGCGUCCAAGAAUUAUCAGAGUUACAAGCAAGCUUUGGAUGUAUUCGACGUUAAUUACAUUUCUCUGAACGAAAUAGAUACAUUCUCCGAAGAUAACAACGAAGAAAAUUGCAGUCCGAAUUUGGAAAGAAACGAAACACAGCACGGAAAAGUUGCAAGGAAACAUAAUGUCGUGGAACAAACCGAAACAUAUACAUUUACGGAGGACGAACAAGAAGAAGAAAGCUGUAUAAACGAAGAAAACAAUGAUAGUACAAGUUCUAUCAAGGAAGACAGAGGUUUCUUAGAUUAUUUUUAUCUCACGAAACUGUUCGCGUAACGGAUACGGUUCGUGCCGUUUACAGUAAGGAAAAUUGAUGUUUGCCGAUAGAAUGAUCUUAAAACAACCCCGUAUGUGCAAAAUAGUCGGAAUCAAACGACACCCACGAUCGUGAUGGAAAAAUACUGGGCACAAUAUACGAAUAUCCAUACGUUUAAUCGUACCAUGUCCAUAUUAAUGCACAACAAUUGAAUGUAGUAAAGACACCGGAGAUCGUAAAGAAAAAAAAAUACCAGAUCGCAAUUUACAUUUCAACAAAACCCACUUUCAUAUAACAAA
Molecule: messenger RNA, 2221 nt
Organism: Dufourea novaeangliae
Lineage: Eukaryota; Metazoa; Arthropoda; Insecta; Hymenoptera; Halictidae
Product: stAR-related lipid transfer protein 7, mitochondrial-like
Exons: 6
Coding region: 503-1942 (479 amino acids)
Molecular function (GO): lipid binding
Source: RefSeq, a predicted model, not a curated record